Messenger RNA from Lepus europaeus (European hare), 2884 nucleotides. It is a transcript of the gene SPNS2, whose product is annotated as SPNS lysolipid transporter 2, sphingosine-1-phosphate. NCBI's taxonomy places the organism in Eukaryota, Metazoa, Chordata, Mammalia, Lagomorpha, Leporidae. Gene Ontology annotation, biological process: sphingosine-1-phosphate receptor signaling pathway; transmembrane transport; lipid transport. The record is from RefSeq and is a predicted model, not a curated record. The transcript is spliced from 13 exons. Gene Ontology annotation, cellular component: membrane. The coding region runs from base 16 to 1668 and encodes 550 amino acids. Gene Ontology annotation, molecular function: sphingolipid intramembrane carrier activity; transmembrane transporter activity.
CCGAUCCCGGCCGGCAUGAUGUGCCUGGAAUGCGCCUCGGCGGCGGCGGGCGGCGCGGAGGAGGAGGAGGCGGACGCGGAGCGGCGGCGCCGGCGCCGGGGGGCGCAGCGAGGGGCUGGCGGGGGCGGUUGCUGCGGGGCGCGGGGCGCGGGCGGCGCUGGAGGAGUCGUGCCCGCCGACGAUGAGGUGCAGACCCUGUCGGGCAGCGUGAGGCGGGCCCCGUCCGGACCUCCCAGCACCCCCGGCACCCCCAGCUGCGCAGCCGCCUCCAAGGGCCCCGGCGCACAGCAACCCAAGCCGGCCAGUCUGGGCCGCGGUCGGGGGGCAGCAGCCGCCAUCCUCAGCUUGGGCAACGUGCUCAACUACCUGGACAGGUACACCGUGGCAGGGGUCCUCCUGGACAUCCAACAGCACUUUGGGGUCAAGGACAGAGGCGCCGGCUUGCUGCAGUCAGUGUUCAUCUGCAGCUUCAUGGUGGCCGCCCCCAUCUUCGGCUACCUGGGCGACCGCUUCAACAGGAAGGUGAUCCUCAGCUGUGGCAUCUUCUUCUGGUCGGCCGUCACCUUCUGCAGCUCCUUCAUCCCCCAGCAGUACUUCUGGCUGCUGGUGCUGUCCCGGGGGCUGGUGGGCAUCGGCGAGGCCAGCUACUCCACCAUCGCGCCCACCAUCAUCGGCGACCUGUUCACCAAGAACACGCGUACACUCAUGCUGUCCGUCUUCUACUUCGCCAUCCCGCUGGGCAGCGGCCUGGGCUACAUCACCGGCUCCAGUGUGAAGCAGGCGGCUGGGGACUGGCACUGGGCCUUACGGGUGUCCCCGGUCCUGGGCAUGAUCACAGGAACGCUUAUCCUCGUGCUGGUCCCAGCCACUAAGAGAGGCCACGCCGACCAGCUCGGAGGGCAGCUCAAAGCCCGGACCUCGUGGCUCCGAGACAUGAGGGCCCUGAUGCGAAACCGCAGCUACGUCUUCUCCUCCCUGGCCACGUCGGCCGUAUCCUUCGCCACGGGCGCCCUGGGCAUGUGGAUCCCGCUCUACCUGCACCGCGCCCAAGUGGUGCAGAAGACGGCAGAGACCUGCAGCAGCGCCCCCUGCGGGGCCAAGGACAGCCUCAUCUUUGGGGCCAUCACCUGCUUCACGGGCUUUCUGGGCGUGGUCACGGGCGCAGGAGCCACGCGCUGGUGCCGCCUGCGAACCCAGCGGGCCGACCCUCUGGUGUGCGCCGUGGGCAUGCUGGGCUCAGCCAUCUUCAUCUGCCUGAUCUUCGUGGCUGCCAAGAGCAGCAUCGUGGGUGCCUAUAUCUGUAUCUUUGUCGGGGAGACACUGCUGUUCUCUAACUGGGCCAUCACGGCGGACAUCCUCAUGUACGUGGUCAUCCCUACACGGCGGGCCACGGCUGUGGCCCUGCAGAGCUUCACCUCGCACCUGCUGGGGGACGCGGGCAGCCCCUACCUCAUUGGCUUUAUCUCGGACGUGAUCCGCCAGAGCACCAAGGACUCGCCGCUCUGGGAGUUCCUGAGCCUGGGCUACGCGCUCAUGCUCUGCCCCUUCGUGGUGGUUCUGGGGGGCAUGUUCUUCCUCGCCACCGCGCUCUCCUUCCUCAGCGACCGCGCCAAGGCCGAGCAGCAGGCGAACCAGCUGGUGAUGCCGCCCGCAUCCGUGAAAGUCUGAGACGGUGCUGCUGGGACCAUGAAGACUCCACCCUCCUCCCUGGCCUGGGAGGUGUCCUCCAGCAUCCUGGACCUGCUAGGCUAUCCUCAAGCCUCCUGUAUGACCCAUGGCUGGGUCCCCACCCUCUCUGGGCGGGGACUGCUGAGUGGCCCUGGCUCCAGGAGGCCGUGCCCUCUGUUAACCAGGAAGGCUUUGUGUGCUGGAGCCACGCGGCUGAGCAGACUCCUGGUUUUGGGCCACAGGGGCCCUGGAGCCAAAGAAGACUGCCUCGAGUGGGAUCUCCAGCAGAGCCUGGCCCGCUGCCGGCCUAUGUGACCUUGGGCAAGUCCCUGCCCUCCCGGGGCCGCGGGGUCAGGGGGCUGGACUUUCCCACGCAGCCUGCCUGCCAAGGCGCACUCUGCCGCUGGGAAGAGCCACCGGAGUCUACAGCACCCGCAGGAGGGACGGCCCCGACUUCAGGGCGACAGUUCAGGUGCUGAGGCCCCCGAGGGGACACUGGACUCCACCUGGCAAAUGGAGCUGGCCACUUGUCCCAGCUGCACACAUCUGUGCCCCAGGUGAGACCUCUGGGUUCCUUACUCGCCUCUGUGCAUAGGGCUGUGGCCCUUAGAGCACUGUCCACCCCAUCCCUGAACCCACUGCUUUCCCCCAGGCUGGGCCUGCGCCAAGGGCAGGGCCCAGGGGACCAUUCCCAGAAUCUAUGGGGCAGGGGCCAGAACUCUGGCUGCGUGGCAGGAAGCAGCUAUCGGCCCGGCUUCCUCCCUGAGAACAAGCUUCUUGGAGGGCCCCGAACACCAGCUGCUGUAGCUCAUGCACAUGGCCACACUCGACAGCUUCCCCAGGCCUUCACCCCACUCCCAUCUGCACCCAGACCCUUAUCCUCAUAGCCACGCCAGGGUGCAGCUGCCAGGUUCACACCAGCCCCCCCCCCCCCCUGCACUCAAGGUGCUUCUGGUGGAGGGGCGCCCUUGCAGCCAGGAGUCCCCACCAGCUGCCAUGGACAAUGCUCUCUGCCCCUUAGCACCCAGCCGGCUGUGACUUCAGUGGUGUGCAAGCUAGUGCUCCGUCCCCACCCUGCCGAGCUCUGGGGCACCCUGGGGGCCUGACCCUCCCCCCAAGACCACCCUGGCUCCCACCUCUGCCUUGGCCGGGGCCCCAGCGAUGUUUUCUUGUUGUACAAGAACCAGGUCCAAGUGUUGCCUCCUCUUCCUUCCGG